This is a messenger RNA of Vigna umbellata (rice bean), 1783 nucleotides long. RefSeq names its product magnesium transporter MRS2-2-like. Gene Ontology annotation, cellular component: membrane. Lineage: Eukaryota; Viridiplantae; Streptophyta; Magnoliopsida; Fabales; Fabaceae. Gene Ontology annotation, molecular function: magnesium ion transmembrane transporter activity. Gene Ontology annotation, biological process: transmembrane transport; magnesium ion transport. The record is from RefSeq and is a predicted model, not a curated record.
UAUUUCAGUUAUUUCUUCACCCGUAUUUCAUGCCUUCUCACGCCUCUUCGUAUAAACCACAGAUCAUUAAAGACAGACGCAAAUUAAUACAAAUUAACUAACAAACAUAGUUUUGUCUGUUUCACCUUUCCAGGAGAAGGAAAAAAAAGAGGCAAAAGUUCCUUUUUUGUGGUAUCUUAUAUUUGUUUCUUCUGGGAAUCUGAUUCUUCAUAGUGGUUUUGAAAAAAAAAAAUUGAGAGUUGGUGUGUUGAUCAAAUGUGCAAGAGGGGUGUGAGAAAAUUUGAUUGUGGUGUCAUGGGUGGGUAUUGUUGAAUUGAAUUGAGUCUGGUAUCGGGGCAUGUGAUUGGAGUUGGAGGUGGAAACGGGUAAGGGAUGGCGCGGGAUGGGAGCGUCGUCCCUGCGGAUCCGCAGGCAGUUGUGAAGAAGAAGACACAGUCGUCGAGAAGUUGGAUUAUGUUUGAUGCUACAGGGCAGGGUUCAUUGCUCGACGCGGACAAAUAUGCAAUCAUGCAUCGGGUUCAGAUUCAUGCGCGUGAUCUCAGAAUCCUUGAUCCCUUGCUUUCUUACCCUUCCACUAUUCUCGGUCGUGAGAAGGCCAUUGUUCUUAACUUGGAGCAUAUCAAGGCAAUUAUCACCGCUGAAGAGGUAUUGUUGAGAGAUCCAACAGAUGAAAAUGUGAUCCCUGUUGUCGAGGAACUGCAAAGGCGGUUGCCUCAAUCAAGUGCCGGUCUUCAAGGUAAAGAGUAUCUUGGUGGCCAAAAUGAUGCUGAAGCAGCUGAAGAUGAUGAGUCACCCUUUGAAUUCCGGGCCCUGGAAGUUGCUUUAGAAGCCAUUUGCAGUUUUCUUGCUGCACGUACAACAGAAUUGGAGAUGGCUGCUUAUCCUGCACUAGAUGAACUUACCUCCAAGAUUAGUAGUCGUAAUUUGGACAGAGUUCGUAAACUGAAGAGCGCAAUGACAAGGCUGACGGCUAGAGUACAAAAGGUCAGAGAUGAGCUGGAACAAUUGCUGGAUGAUGAUGAUGAUAUGGCUGACCUAUACCUGUCAAGAAAAGCUGGUUCAUCAUCACCAGUCAGUGGAAUAGGUGCUUCAAAUUGGUUUGCUUCCUCCCCCACCUUAGGAUCAAGGAUAUCUAGGGCAAGUAGAGCAAGUCUAGCAACAGUCCGUUUAGAUGAAAAUGAUGUGGAAGAGCUUGAAAUGUUACUUGAGGCUUAUUUUAGUGAAAUUGAUCAUACGUUGAACAAAUUAACCACACUGCGAGAGUACAUUGAUGAUACUGAAGAUUAUAUUAAUAUUCAACUUGACAACCAUCGUAAUCAGCUCAUUCAGUUAGAACUCUUUCUUAGUUCUGGAACUGUUUGCCUAUCUUUCUACUCUUUGGUGACUGCUAUAUUUGGCAUGAAUAUCCCAUACACUUGGAACGACAACCAUGAUUACAUGUUCAAAUGGGUAGUUAUUGUCUCAGGAGUACUUUCUGCUGUGAUGUUUGUCAUAAUUACAGCCUAUGCUCGCAAUAAGGGAUUAGUUGGAUCGUGAAAAUACUUGGAAGGGACAUGACUCCUGUAUAUAAUAAUCUAAUAAUUAUGUUGUGUAGCAUUUUGUUAGUUAGUUCAACAUAUGGAUGAGUUAUGGGUACGCCUUAGUACCAAUGAGGGUGUCAGCCUUUGGAUCAGUUAUUUUGUUAUCUGAUUCAGUCUUAUCAUAACACAUUGUAAAUACUGUUUACGCAGUCACAUUUGAUUCCUCCUUCUGAAUAAGCUUAAACUCUUGAUACUUGAUUAAA